This is a messenger RNA of Athalia rosae (coleseed sawfly), 1173 nucleotides long. Its product is annotated as juvenile hormone acid O-methyltransferase-like. The transcript has 6 exons. Bases 138 to 956 code for a protein of 272 amino acids. Lineage: Eukaryota; Metazoa; Arthropoda; Insecta; Hymenoptera; Athaliidae. The record is from RefSeq and is a predicted model, not a curated record.
UAACUGCUUAUCAAAACUAGUCAACGAACACUUUAUCUACGGCUAGGAUAUUCGCACAUUCUGCAAUUGAAAAAUUGCAAAACUUUUUUUCCUUCUCCUGUUCUCCAUCUCUCUAUUCUAUACGUACUAUCUGUAACAUGGAUCAGCCACUUUCUUACACUAAGGUGAACGCCAAGCAGCACGAGGUCACCGAAAAUAUAGUCAGCGAAUUUGAGGAGGAACUCGGUGAAAUUUCAGGACUUUGUCUGGACGUUGGUUGCGGCCCCGGUGAUGUCUUCGUCGAAUGCGUACUCCCCAAAUUCAAUUCUCGUGCACAAGCUGUCUGUACCGACAUCUCGGAGGCGAUGAUAAAAUUUUGCCGUGAAAAAUACGGUGACAACGAACGACUGUCUUUCGAAAAAUUGGAUAUCCAGACGAAAAAUUUACCGGAACGUUUCGUCGGACGGUUUGAUUACGUUUCGUCAUUCUACUGCUUACACUGGUGUUGGGAUUUACGUAAAGCGUUUGAAAACAUUUACGAUUCACUUUGUCCCGGUGGAACGAGCCUCGUAACUUUUAUAGCAAACUUACCCAUACUCGAUACAUAUCCUGGUUUGGCGGCAUUGCCCCUUUACCACCCCUACAUGAAGGACUGCGAUCACUUCAUUCCCGUAUUCCAGAACGUCAACCAGCCGCACAAGAAAUUGAAAACGAUGUUGAAGGAUAUCGGUUUUGAUGUGCAACACUGCAGUGUGAGAGAAACAUCCACAUUUUAUCGUAACGUGGAUUCGUUGAAGACAUUCCUAAUGGCGGUAAACCCUUUUACCAGUCGGUUGCCACCUGAGGUCAGAGUGAAUUACGAAAAUCAGUUAUUGACAGAAGUUUUGAAACGGCUGAUCAAAGAGAAAAAUAAAGACGAUUACAAGAUUCUAUCUACCUAUACAUUAUUCGUGGUGUAUUUGAAAAAGCCUCAAUAAUUCAAAUGGUGGAGUUGAAAAUAUUUGAUGAACAUCGGUGUACAGAUGUCAUCGUGAAAUGAGUUACCGCGAACGAAAAAAACAAAGUUAUUAUUUAUCGAACUCGUUCAAUUUUCUCGCUUGUUCGAUGGAUCGAGCUGCGGGAUGACGUCGCCAAAUUUAGCUAGAGGAUCGAUAAUAUUUGUUAUCCUAUUGAAUAAAAGAAAAAAAAAAUUCA